AUGCAUAAUAACCAUCAGCAACAUGUUCGGCGAACACAAGCGGAUUCUAAUGUGUCAGUUAAUAUAUGAAUUAAUUACACUCACUUCUAUCUAUUACAGAAGGCGUGCAGAUUUUUUGAGCAGACCACGCUUCUCUAAUACUCUCCCGGAUAUGCCGUUUGAAGGAAAGUUUAUGGGAUGCCCUUUCGUUCCGCUUGAUAGGUUGGUUUUAGUGGUUUACGUGUUCAAACAUGGGUCGUGGUUUAAAUAAAAUAGGCUGAAAAUGAUCGGAAAUUCUUUGAAUUCCUUUUCUUUUAUCCUGAAAGUAAUUUCAAAGUGAUAAUUUUUUUUUGAGGUUCGUGAAUUACACCACUUCAUCUCUCGAAAAGGAAUACAAGCGCGAUGUUUUGUGCGACGACGAUAUGGGAAUUCAAAUAAACCUAGUUGACUUCGACAAGUACACCGUUCGAGAAAACGAAGUUGGUUCCUCGAUCUCUCUCCAACUACAUAUUUCGAUUUCAGCCGGAAGAACAGGAUGAUAGGGAUAAAAUGCUUCUCGAUGACGAUCUCGCUAAGGCUAUCAACCACAAGAGGUGAUCUUAAAUGUGUUAGAAUUUUUGACGUGAUAGUUUCUAGGUCUGCUCAACAUUCGCGGCUAGUUCCGUGGAUGAGGAAAACAGAAUACAUUUCGACUGAGUUCAACCGACUUGGUGUUGCUGCUGACAGGUCAUUUUUCAUUCAUAAGCUAUUGAUCAGCGUUUUUUUUUUCAGACAAGAAACAAAACUCGGCUACAAUCUGAAGAAGAACAAUCAUGACGCCGGCGAGAUGUAUCGCGAUCAUCAAAGUCAAAUCGACGCUAUUACCAAAACAUUCGAAGAUGUGAGUUUUAUGAGUUUCCUUCUCGAAUCUAUAUUGUUUCCAGGUCAAAAAACCGAUUAAGGCGCAUUACAGCAAGAAGGGUGUUACACCACUUGAAGAGCUCCCUAUUUUCCCCGAUUUCGAGGUUUUUAUGAGUUCUUUAGUAUUAGAAAAAGGAAAAAAAAAAGAAUGAACACAGGUAAAAAAGCUUUCAUAAAACUUUAUAAAAUUUGAGUAUUCUUUUUUUCAUUUUUCUAAAGUUUUUUUGUCGUCAAAAAGAACUUCAGAAUUGGAAAUGGUCGUUUGCUCAAGCGACUUUCGAUGGAGACACGGCGCCUAGUACUCAAGUGAGCCCUGAGAUGAGAAGAUUCAGCCUCGAGAACAGUCUGCUGAGGUCGGUCCUCUCAUUCUCUUCGGCAUUGUCUUUUUUUGCAGGGGAUUGCAGGACAACAGUAUGACACAGUUUGCCGUUCAUUAUUCGCCGUCUGUCGAAACUCUCCAGAAAAUUUUGGAAGAUCGCGAGGCUGGAAUUCCAUACACCGAAGAUCACGUGUAUGAUUAUCGUGCUGAAUUUUUUCUCGUGAAAAAAAAAUAUUCCGUUCAGCACAUGGCUUAAAAACAAAAAUAUUUGAUUAUAUGAUUGGUUUUGAGUUCUUUUUUUCAUCAACUAUUUUUUCUGAAACAUAAAAAAACAGAUUCAAAAUUUUGAAAAAAAAGAAAGGAUUUGCAGAUACGAAAUGAUAAUGAAUCGUGAGUACGAGUGGAAGGUGGAAAGUAGGGCCGCGAAUGAAAACGUGAGAUUAUCUGUUUUUUAUUUUGCUAAAGAUAUGUUUACAGGAGAACUUGGCGAUUACCUUCAAAAACGGAGCAGUGGCCUAUUCAGAAAUCGGGAUGCUGAUUCGUCUGAACCGUCGAAGAAAAAGCGCUUUAAAUAAGGUUUUUUGAAGGAGUAAAAGACUUAUUCAAAUUCUUUUGAAAAAAUUGUAAAAACUUCUCGCACAUAACUCUGGUAACUAUGACUUUCAAAUCCUAGAUAUUUUCAGAAGUCGACUGUGUUGUUGAGGUUCCGCGAUCCGAAUGAUCGAGAGCUGGCCUUAAGAGAGCAGCGACAGUUCAAUUUCCUUCAGUCUCAGAAGAGCAAUAAAGACGAGAUGAACGGCGACAGAGAAGAGCAAGAACAAGAAGAUGAAGAAGAAGGAGGAGAAGAAGAAGAAACGAGAGAAGGUAACGUCUUUCCGCGACUAGCCGGCUGCAAAGACCUCUUUCAGCAGCGGAAAGCGACGCCGAAGAGGCGGCCAGCGACCGCGACAGCGACGACAGCGAGCCUCGCAACAAACGCAAGCGCAGCAAUGACAGCGACGUUAGUUUUUAUUUUCGAAAGAAGUAUAAGUGAGAAGUUAAAUAGGAGUUGUGUACAUAUUUGAACCCAAAAGCUAUAUCCCGUUUGCAUCAAUAACUUGUCAGGAUUGUGAACGUUAAGAAUGAAUUCCAUCAAAAGCUCGUUCGACUUGAACUUGAGAACUUAAACAAGAGAAUCAUUUCCAGUUUAUCAAUCUAAUAGUAACUGAGUUCAGCGGGUGGUCAUAUGAGGCCCUCGCAAUGAUCUAAAGACUCAUAUUUGCGGUCCACAGAACAUGAUUUUCCUAUUAUUUUUCAUAUUGGAUUGGAAAAAAUGAACGAACUCAAAAAAGUGUUUCAGGAUUCGGGCUCGAAAGACGCCUCAAGUGAUGAGAGUGAUGGUUAAAAUUACUCAGAGAGAAGAAAAUUUGGUUCGAAAUUGUGAAGUUGCUGGGAAGCCACCGAGCGCCACUUUUGUAUGUUUUGAUCGUUUGCAAAGUUUUCUGUACGAAAAUAAUAAAUUGUAUGAACUUGAAUGAUGGAUGGAUCUGUCGUGACUUUGAAAAAUUAUCAAGUGGACGAUGGUUUCUUGCCAGAUAAGCGUUUCACAUGCUUUAGUGCAUUAUUGGUUUUUCUGUGCGGCAGUCACCGCCAGACGUUAUCAACUAUGUGAUUUUAUCUUUUUUUUUUUUCGAAAGAAACAAGUGUAAUCAGUUUCGCUGCGUUGGUUCAAUCAAGGAUCCUUUGAUCCUCAAAAAUCCUUGACAGCAUUCAAGUGUUUCUGUUUCCGUAGAAAUGGGUGUUUUUUUCAAAAGCAUUUAGAUAUAAAAAAACUUCAAUUUUUUUAAAUGUAAAAUUUGCCGAUUUUAAUUUUUCUAAUAAAUUUGAGAAUUCCUGCAGUAAUUUAAUGUAUUUCUUCUUUACGACUCUAAGAAACUAGAUAAUUAAAUCGUUGAAUGGGAGAAAUAUCGGCUUGAAGAGUCAUUUGUAAGCCUGCUCGCCGAGUUGUUUGUAGGCUCAUGGAGCACACAAAACUGGGAGAAUCGCGCGGCUUGCCUCUUUGCACUCGCUGCCGACAGAUCACAGCACGUACGUGUGUGUUCUGAACGCGUCUGCUCCUGGCUUCCGGACCGGUCGUUCCGGAAUCCGCAGUUGACAGCGCUCGCAGUCGGCCAAGCAUUACUCUCAGCCAUGCGCCACCAUAAGACCUACUCCGUUCAGUCUCCUCCAUUUCAUGUUCAGUAG
Caenorhabditis auriculariae is the source of this 3421-nucleotide messenger RNA. Lineage: Eukaryota; Metazoa; Nematoda; Chromadorea; Rhabditida; Rhabditidae. The record is from the annotation of a GenBank genome assembly.